Molecule: messenger RNA, 589 nt
Organism: Macroventuria anomochaeta
Lineage: Eukaryota; Fungi; Ascomycota; Dothideomycetes; Pleosporales; Didymellaceae
Exons: 2
Coding region: 45-269 (74 amino acids)
Source: RefSeq, a predicted model, not a curated record
CACACUUGAGUCAACUUCCCUCCUUUAGUCCUUAGUUUCAUCGAAUGGCUGCGAACCAAUUUGCCUAUCCAUGGUCUCCUUUCCGCGUCGUUCUCAGCUUCGGCGCUUCGGUGUUGCUUGAAAACUCGUAUCUUGAUGAUCGCUGCAUGGGCCGCCAGUUGGCUUCCUUCCCAAUGAUCUCAACUGCAGAAACAUCCUCCAGAUUUGCGCAAGCAUUGCAUCCUUCAGUUCGACCUCGCCGUUGUAUAGAUCCAGCAAUCCCUUCGUGAGCUAAACAUCGAAUCCUUUAAUGAUUCAAGUAGAGGUUGGUGUUCAGCCUCGGCAGCUCGCAAUGUCUAGCUUGUGCCCAGACGCUCAGCCCGAAGCCCUCCCGUAGGCGAACGGCGUCUUCACUAAUAGCUAGUACCGGCAUUUGCCAGACUUUAAAACCGGGCACUUGGAAAACAUGGAGAGAUUGCAACGCUGAUGGGAUGCCCUAUAGUUGUUGCUGUAUCAUCAGCUAAAAACCCAUGUUCGCUUGUGGUUUUUCAGCGGUCAAGAUGAUCGGCGACCGUCGGGCAGCAGCGAACGCUGCACUGCUCAAAAAGAU